Fundulus heteroclitus (mummichog) is the source of this 1757-nucleotide messenger RNA. RefSeq names its product DNA repair protein RAD51 homolog 3. The coding region runs from base 51 to 1079 and encodes 342 amino acids. The record is from RefSeq and is a predicted model, not a curated record. The transcript is spliced from 4 exons. NCBI's taxonomy places the organism in Eukaryota, Metazoa, Chordata, Actinopteri, Cyprinodontiformes, Fundulidae. Gene Ontology annotation, biological process: DNA repair; reciprocal meiotic recombination; meiotic DNA recombinase assembly. Gene Ontology annotation, cellular component: Rad51C-XRCC3 complex; Rad51B-Rad51C-Rad51D-XRCC2 complex; replication fork. Gene Ontology annotation, molecular function: ATP-dependent DNA damage sensor activity; crossover junction DNA endonuclease activity; four-way junction DNA binding.
CUCUGAAAAGCGGAAGCGGAAGUGCUGAGAAGGAUGGCAGCACCGUGAGGAUGAGGAGACCCGUCUCCAGCUUGAACCUGAGUUCCAGUGUGAAGGUGAAGCUGCUCAGGGCUGGGUUCCAGUUCAGCACCGACCUACAGAACCUGGACCCGGAACACCUGAGCGCAGAGGCCUCCGUCUCCCAGCAGGAGGCGCUGGAGGCGCUGCAGGCUGCCAGGAGCGGAGAAGGCGGAGCCUCGGUGACGGCUCUGGAGCUCCUGCAGAAGGAGGAGGAGUUCGGGAGCAUCGUGACGUUCUCCUCCCGGCUGGACGAAGCUCUCGGAGGAGGAAUUCCUGUCGGGAAGGUGACGGAGAUCUGCGGCGCUCCAGGAGUCGGGAAAACCCAGCUGUGCCUGCAGCUGGCCGUGGACGUCCAGGUGCCGCCGUGCUUCGGGGGCCUCGGCGGUCAGGUGAUCUUUGUGGACACAGAGGGCAGCUUCCAGCUCCAGAGAGUUGUGGACCUCGCCGGCGCCGCUGUCAGACACUGCUCGCUGCUGGCUGAGGAUGAGGAGCAGCGUGUGGCCAUGACGACCUUCUCCGUGGAGACCAUCCUCUCAAACAUCUUCCUGGUGCGUUGCCGUGACUACGUGGAGCUGUUGGCCGAGCUACACCUGCUGCCCGACUUCCUGCGGGACCGGCCAAAGCUCCGCCUCCUCGUCGUUGACAGCGUGGCGUUCCCGUUCCUGCGGCUGCACGACGAUCUGUCCCAGAGGACACGCCUCCUACAAGGCCUCGGCCUGCAGCUUAUCGCCACGGCAACGUGUCACAGCAUCGCCGUGGUGAUCACCAACCACAUGACAACGCGGCUGCGGGGCGGCCAAUCACAGCUGGUGCCUGCCCUGGGGGACGUCUGGGGCCACGCGCCCUCCAUCAGGCUCCUCCUUCAGUGGGAGGAGUCACGCCGGCUGGCCUCCAUCGUUAAGUCCCCGGGUCACAUGGACGCUACCGUCCAAUACCAGAUCACCUGCGAGGGCUUCAGAGACGCUGACCAAUCAGAGCAGCUGCAGAGCAAACGGCCUCGAAUUCAGACCGACCAAUGAAACACACCUACGGGAACUUUCGGCCAAUCAGAGUCAAGUCUUCAAUAUGAGGUUCUUUUUGGGUCCUGCAGGGGGAGCCAGAGAAGAUCAUUAACUCUGAGACUCACCUGUCUGAACUGCUUGCUUUACAUUGGCUGAGAGGACCAAUUGCGUUUACCUGCUCGGGUGCUCUUUGUCUCACUGUGAAAUUCACUUUUAAUUGUCCACCUUGAUGUUAUAUUGUUAAUGAUGUCACUCAGGUGAACUUGCAGUCUGUUUAGACAAAAAAAACCUUUAAACUGAUCCUGCAGGUGUACAGGUGUGCUGCAGGUGUCCUGAUACUGAUAUAACAGGUUUCACUGUAUCAUUUUCAUCCUUGUGAUCUUCAGCAGGUUAAAUAUCAUCUAAGCCAUCAUCCUAAAGCUACCUGAGUUACAGCGUCACCUCAUAGACCCGGUACUUCUGACUCUAAACGUUCUCGGGUUCAUGAUGUCAUCUUCACUAAGAGCUCUUCAGCCGCUCCUCAUGGCCUCCAUCUCAUCAACGGAUGAAUGGUUCUGGUUCUGAGGUGCAGGUAACAGCACCUGAUGGUUGACGGUAGCACACCUAGGGGGCGUGGUCUCUGAAGAGGAAAGCCUGCUGUUCUGGCUCCAUUAUUGGUUAUUGAUCAUUAAUUAAUAAAUGUCUGGUUUUCCUUCA